UUUCAUAUUACAACACCAGGCCAAAAUCUCUCCUUGAGAUCCCCGUCCACUGCCCUUUUCUCACUCCCCAUUCAGGGCUUCGUGCUGUGCCAUUCCAUUGCUGGAGGGACAGGCUCUGGUCUGGGCUCCUACCUCCUAGAGAGACUGAAUGACAGGUACCCUAAGAAAUUGGUGCAGACAUACUCGGUGUUUCCCAACCAGGACGAGAUGAGCGACGUGGUGGUGCAACCCUACAACUCCCUCCUCACCCUAAAGCGGCUGACCCAGAAUGCAGACUGUGUGGUGGUGCUGGACAACACAGCCCUGAACCGGAUCGCCACAGACCGCCUGCACAUCCAGAACCCAUCCUUCUCCCAGAUCAACCAGCUGGUGUCCACCAUCAUGUCAGCCAGCACCACCACCCUCCGCUACCCUGGCUACAUGAACAAUGACCUCAUCGGCCUCAUCGCCUCGCUCAUUCCCACCCCUCGGCUCCACUUCCUCAUGACUGGCUAUACACCUCUCACCACGGACCAGUCAGUGGCCAGUGUGAGGAAGACAACGGUCCUGGAUGUCAUGAGGCGGCUGUUACAGCCCAAGAACGUGAUGGUGUCCACAGGCCGGGAUCGCCAGACCAACCACUGCUACAUCGCCAUCCUCAACAUCAUCCAGGGAGAAGUGGACCCCACCCAGGUCCACAAGAGCCUGCAGAGGAUCCGGGAAAGGAAGCUGGCCAACUUCAUCCCCUGGGGCCCAGCCAGCAUCCAGGUGGCCCUGUCAAGGAAGUCCCCUUACCUGCCAUCAGCCCACCGGGUCAGUGGGCUCAUGAUGGCCAACCACACCAGUAUCUCCUCGCUUUUUGAAAGUUCCUGCCAGCAGUAUGACAAACUAUGGAAGCGGGGAGCCUUCCUCGAGCAGUUCCGCAAGGAGGACAUCUUCAAAGACAACUUUGAGGAGAUGGACAGGUCCAGGGAGGUGGUACAAGAGCUCAUUGAUGAGUACCAUGCUGCUACAAGGCCAGAUUAUAUCUCCUGGGGCACCCAGGAGCAGUGAUUAUAGUCUCCCACUAUGCCUGGACCCUCACAACCUUAUCUUGCGUUUCUAGGCACGUGACCACCGCAGCUCCUAUCUUCUCUUGCAUGCCUAGUUCUUAUUUUGCUUGGUUCCUUCUAAUAAAACAAUAAAGCUUGAUGAAUA
Molecule: messenger RNA, 1176 nt
Organism: Microtus ochrogaster (prairie vole)
Lineage: Eukaryota; Metazoa; Chordata; Mammalia; Rodentia; Cricetidae
Product: tubulin gamma-2 chain
Exons: 7
Biological process (GO): cytoplasmic microtubule organization; microtubule nucleation
Cellular component (GO): gamma-tubulin complex; microtubule
Molecular function (GO): GTP binding
Source: RefSeq, a predicted model, not a curated record